AUGAACCCUUGGCUCUCCGAUCCCUCCUCGACUCCAAACAACCAUGUUGGCUUUGGAGGCCCGAUGGAUGCUGGCAUGUCUUUUCUCCAGCCUCCUCAGACCAUAAAUCCUGCGCAAUUCCAGAAUCCUGCUUUCCUCAAUGGCGCCGCUCGGACUGCCUCGCCUGCCUUCCACAAUCCUAUCUAUCAGACGAAUCCCGUAAUACCUUCCAAAAGAGCAAGGGACGAUAGCUUAGGCGCAUCCCCACGACAGGCACCAGGUGGACUGCCUGGAUCGAGAUCGCAAACACCCGGACAAGCGCUUUUCCCGGGAUACAAUGCGCAAGCAAAUGGCGGCCCUCCGGUUUCGAACGCGCCGACGCACUUUCCACACCUUCAACAACAGACAUCAAACGCCACCCCGUCCCCCACGACUCAGCAAAUAAGCCAAUUUGGCCAGCCUGGUGGUAAUCAACGCGUCUCCACCGCUUCGCCCAGUCCGUUUUCACCGCAACAACAUGGUGGACCUCAUGCUUCGCCCGGCCCAUCGGACCACGCCAGUCGCGUGGGCACGCCUCAUGACAACCCUCACAACUUCAUGCCCAACGGAGGCUUCCCCGCCGGGUACAAUCAAGCUCAAUUCGGGCAGAACAUCAACAACGGAAUGCCUCAAAUGGGGAUCAAUCCGCAAGCAACGAUGGCGCCUCAACACCCGGGGAUGUCGGCCGCACAGAGGAACUAUCAGAUGCAGCUGCAGGCUCAAGCACGCCAGAUGCAGGCACAGAGUCAAGGACCGCCGAUGCGUGGCGCAAACGGCAUGCCAAACAAUCCCGGACAACCCCUCCCUAAUCCACAGAUGCCUCAAGGGCCCCCGGCAGGCUUUCAACCCCCAAAGCCCGGCAACCCAGAAGAAUUCAUAAGGGGUUUGCAGACAUUUAUGGCUGCUCGUGGCAGACCUGUGGACCUGAAUCCUGUGAUUUGUGGCAGACCCCUUCAGCUGUUACGGUUGUAUGCUGCUGUCGUGAAGAAUGGAGGGUCACAAAGGAUAUCGAAGUUGAACCAGUGGGGUGCUGUUGCACAGCAAUUCGGGUUUCCACCACCGCAACAAAUGCAGGCUGCCCAGGAACUUCAGGCCUACUGGAUGAACAAUCUUGGUUCUUACGAGGCUGCGUGGCAGAUGUCGCAACAGAAACAAAGAAUGGCAGCCCAGGCCGUCAUACAAAAUCAAAGUCAACCCCAGAUGUCUCCUUCCCGGGAGAUCCAUCAGCAACAAGAUCCCGGACAUCAAAGAGCACCUUCUGUCAAUGGACAAGUUGGGGUUCAGAUGCCACAGCCUGGCACAAACGGACUCAUCCCUCCCCAUAGUCAAGGACCACAGGAUCUGUCUGCGACGCCGCAGAACCGGCCAAACAUGCCUCGUCAGUACGAUCCGCAACAGAUCACCUCCAUGCAGGCGCAGAUCCAGACACCUCAAAAGCGUCCACAGACCGCACCCAAGCCGGUCGUGCCGGAACCAGAAGCGGAUAAACCUCUGUCGAAGCCCAUUCAAGAUCCGUUCAAACCAGAUGUUCUCCCUCCUAGUCGCUUUCACGGGCCUAUCAAUGUGGAUGAGAUGUUCAUCAUCGGACAGCAUAUCGUGGAGUCCAAGCCUGUCGUCCCUACCGUCAGAGAAAUGGGCAUUAUCGACAUACAUGCCUUGACCAUGGGCAUAAAGUCGGGGCUUCAUGCGGAGACACGACUGGCCCUGGAUACGCUUGUCACCCUCUCCACGGAACCUGCUUUGCAACUAUCUUUGAUGGACUGCGAAGACCUCAUGGAUGCGCUACUCGAUUGUGCUGCGGAUCAGGUCGAGUUCCUCAGUGAGCAUGCCACAGAAGUCUCCGAUGACAUGCUCCUGCCUUCAUACGAAGAGCUAGUACGAGCAUGUCGUUUGGAAAAUGAGUCUCUCCAGGAUGCACCCGAGUUUGGCACAGUUCAAUACGAUCUGGAGCGGGCAGCUGACCGCCUAAUAUGUAUAACCACGCUUAUGCGCAAUUUCUCGUUCUAUGAAGCCAACUUUGGGAUACUUGGCCAACCAGAGGUCAUCAAGUUGCUCAGCACUGUUAUUCGAUACCUGGGCACUAUGGAAAUGUUCCUGCGGAAUCAUCGAAACGCCCUUGACUUCAUGAAGGAUGUUGUCGUCUAUCUUAGCAACUUGUCCACCUCGCUGCAAUUGCCUGGGAAGGAAGAAUCGCUCUGCAUCCUCCACUUUCUUCUCGCCUUUGCGCCCAUGCCUCGACCGACCUCAGGCACAUCGCCCAAGGUAUCGUUUACGAUGUACACCCCGACUUUGCACAAGUACAUGCCUUCGGCUGUGGACAGUCUUGCCAAAUUGUUGGCCCGCGACGAACCCAAUCGAACGUACUAUAAGGCAAUCUUUGCAGCGGACGCUCAUUCAACCCCGCCAUAUGAGUUGUUGACUAGAUGUUUUGGACUUGCGAUCUCCCCAAUACCCGCGACUUCGAGUCAUACAAGGACCAUCAUUGAAACACGAAAGCCUUUCCUGCUGCAAGGGAUGCUGGCAGCUGAGAUUUUGGCCGGCCUCGCGCCCGGUUCCGACCAUCCUUUGGCGCGCUCGUGGCUGGAAUCCGAAGAUGGCUUUGCUGGCAACCUGUUGCGCUUGGUGGGAAUUCUCAGCGCUGACAGAACGACACAAAUGGCCCCAAAGCACCCACAGGCAAACGGCAGAAACAACCCGGAACCCGAUGCCAACGGUUAUGGAGCGAUUGCGAAUCGUGCGAUGGCUGUUUUGAAGACUUUGGUCCAGAAGGCACGUACUGUCAACGAGCAUGGUUCCACGACUGUUCCCUUGGGUGUUAUGCCGAGGAAAGAAAGCCUUCUAGGCGCUAUGAUCCAGAAGGACAUCGAUCCUGGCAUCUUACGGCAGUUGUGCGUCUUUGCUGGCUUGGAGGAAUGA
Molecule: messenger RNA, 2934 nt
Organism: Capronia coronata CBS 617.96
Lineage: Eukaryota; Fungi; Ascomycota; Eurotiomycetes; Chaetothyriales; Herpotrichiellaceae
Exons: 1
Coding region: 1-2934 (977 amino acids)
Biological process (GO): regulation of transcription by RNA polymerase II
Cellular component (GO): SWI/SNF complex; nucleus
Molecular function (GO): transcription cis-regulatory region binding
Source: RefSeq, a predicted model, not a curated record